CGUACUUGCCCGCGUGAGAUGUUUAUUUGUGAUGUUUUGUCUUCUUCCCUUAGAAACUUGUUCCCUGUCAGUUAAGACUUCGAUUCGUGGCUGCGUCCGCCUCUGAUCUGUGCUCUGUCCAAGGUGCUGAAAUCCAGCUUUUCAAGGCGUUUAUCACAUGACUCUCUCCUUUCACUCAGCACAACGCGCAUCUGAUUCUGUUAGACUUUCCAGCUGAACAGAAGCCAUCCGGUUCCUUAUUCUCUCUAACACGGAUUUUUGUUUUUCUUUUUUAAUUGCUUUUGGUAUUUAUUUUUAGAUGGGUUUUAGACAUAAAGCACACUGAGAUGCAGAAAGCGGAGAUAUCACCUGUGUUGAAAACUCUGUUUUUUGGAUUGUAGGUUUUUGCUGAGAUAAAGAAAGAAAAGGAGAUAACGCAUAUUGGUGGUGGUGAAUGGGUUGAGGGGGAUUUUUUUGACGAUCAAGAAAAGUGGUCCCUUUUCUUGGAGUCUGUGGGCUGGGAAAAUGUAAGGGGAUCAACAAGCUUUUUGGCUUCACAACCAAAAUGCAGAAAGGAAUGCGACUAAAUGAUGGCCAUGUCACCUACCUGGGUCUUUUGGCAAAAAAGGAUGGUACGCGACGAGGUUAUCUGAGUAAAAAAAGCUCAGACAAUACAAAAUGGCAUACCAAGUGGUUCGCACUGUUGCAGAACAUGCUGUUUUAUUUUGAAAACGACUCAAGCUCCAGACCCUCGGGAUUGUACCUGUUAGAAGGCUGCGUGUGCGACAGAGCGCCAUCCCCGAAGCCGUCGCUAUCCGCCAAGGAGUGCUUGGAGAAGCAGUAUUAUUUCACCAUUAGCUUCAACCAUGACAACCAAAAGCCUCUGGAGCUGCGAACUGAAGAUGUGAAAGACUCUGACGAAUGGGUGGCAGCGAUAACACAUGCAAGUUACAGGAACCUUGCUACAGAACAUGAGAGCCUCAUGCAGAAAUAUCUCCACUUAUUGCAGAUUGUGGAGACAGAGAAAACAGUUGCUAAGCAACUACGACAACAGAUUGAAGAUGGAGAAAUAGAAAUUGAACGCUUAAAGUCUGAGAUUGCAAGCUUAUUGAAAGACAAUGAGCGCAUACAGGCAAACCCAACAGCUGCACCCAGUGAUGAUGAUUCUGACAUCAAAAAGAUCAAAAAGGUUCAAAGCUUUCUACGAGGCUGGAUGUGCCGAAGAAAGUGGAAAACCAUCAUUCAGGACUAUAUCCGGUCCCCACAUGCUGAAAGCAUGAGGAAGAGAAAUCAGGUGGUGUUCAGCAUGCUGGAGGCUGAAGCUGAGUACGUACAGCAGCUUCAUAUUCUAGUCAAUAACUUCCUAAGGCCACUGCGCAUGGCCGCCAGCUCCAAAAAGCCACCCAUUACUCAUGAUGACGUCAGCAGCAUCUUUUUGAACAGUGAAACAAUCAUGUUUUUGCAUCAAAUAUUCUACCAAGGUCUGAAAGCAAGAAUUGCCAGUUGGCCCACACUGGUCUUAGCUGACCUCUUUGACAUCCUGCUUCCUAUGCUAAACAUCUAUCAGGAGUUUGUGAGGAACCACCAGUACAGCCUGCAGAUCCUGGCGCACUGCAAACAGAACCGUGACUUUGACAAGCUUCUGAAACAGUAUGAGAGCAAGCCAGACUGUGAGGAACGCACUUUGGAAACUUUUCUCACUUAUCCCAUGUUCCAGAUUCCCCGUUACAUCCUAACCCUGCAUGAACUGUUGGCUCACACCCCUCAUGAACACGUAGAGAGGAAUAGCCUUGACUAUGCCAAAUCGAAGCUGGAAGAACUAUCCAGAAUAAUGCACGAUGAAGUGAGUGAAACGGAAAAUAUCCGCAAGAAUCUGGCAAUCGAGCGAAUGAUUGUGGAAGGCUGCGAGAUUCUGCUGGACACCAGUCAGACCUUUGUGAGACAAGGCUCCUUGAUUCAGGUCCCAAUGAGUGAAAAGGGAAAAAUCACAAGAGGCCGUUUAGGGUCUCUUUCAUUGAAGAAGGAGGGCGAGAGACAAUGCUUUCUGUUCUCCAAACAUUUGAUCAUAUGCACUAGAGGAUCUGGAGGAAAACUCCACCUAACUAAAAAUGGGGUGAUCUCCCUUAUUGACUGCACUUUGGUAGAGGAACCAGAGGGAACAGACGAUGAGGCAAAGACAGGUCAAGACAUGGAACAUCUUGAUUUCAAAAUCGUUGUCGAACCAAAAGAUGCACAGUCUUUUACUGUCAUCCUGGUAGCAUCAUCCCGCCAGGAAAAAUCAGCUUGGACAAGUGACAUCAGCCAAUGCAUUGAUAAUAUCCGGUGCAAUGGUCUCAUGAUGAAUGCCUUUGAAGAAAAUUCAAAAGUGACCGUUCCACAAAUGAUAAAGUCUGACACUAGUCUGUACUGUGAUGACGUGGACAUCCGGUUCAGCAAAAUGAUGAAUUCCUGCAAGGUCUUGCAGAUUCGCUAUGCAAGUGUGGAGCGUCUACUCGAGAGACUGACAGACUUAAGGUUUCUCAGCAUUGAUUUUCUGAAUACGUUUCUGCACUCAUACCGUGUGUUCACCACUGCAGAUGUGGUUCUGGACAAGCUCAUUACCAUUUAUAAGAAGCCUAUCAGUGCCAUACCAGCUAGGUCUUUGGAGCUUUUUUUUGCAAGUAGUCAAAACAAUAAGCUUCUGUAUGGUGAGCCACCAAAGUCACCCAGAGCUAGCAGAAAAUUUUCCUCACCUCCACCUUUGUCCAUCACCAAAUCUUCAUCACCCAAUCGCCGCAGAAAGCUAUCUUUGAAUAUCCCCAUUAUAACAGGGGGAAAAGCCCUAGAUCUGGCCGCCUUGAGUUGUUCUUCUAAUGGCUAUGCAAGCAUGUACACAUCCAUGUCCCCCUUCAGCAAGACCAGUCUGGACAUCAACAAGUUGUAUGUGUCAAGCUCCAUCUCCAACAAAAUCCAAGAUGAAUCAGACGGGAAAGGGGAAAAACCAGAAGAUCCAUCACCAAGCAAACCAGAAACAGCUGUGAGAGAACAGUGUGACAACAACCAAUCCCAAAAUGAAGUAGCAGACGCUGAGACAUCACCUACAAAGUCUCCUACAACUCCCAAGAAUGUUAAAAGCAAGAAUUCUUCAGACUUCUCAUUGUUCUCCUAUAACAACGGUGUGGUAGUGACAUCCUGCCGGGAGCUUGACAACAACCGCAGCGCGUUGUCUGCCGCCUCCGCUUUCGCCAUAGCAACAGCCGGGGCCAAUGAAGGCACGCCCACCAAGGAAAAGUACCGAAGGAUGUCCCUAGCGAGCACAGGGUUUCCCACUGACCAGAGAAACGGUGACAAAGAAUUUGUAAUCAGACGUGCAGCAACGAAUAGAGUCCUGAAUGUUUUGAGGCACUGGGUCUCUAAGCACGCACAGGACUUUGAUGCUAACAGUGAUCUGAAGGAGAAGGUAAUCAGUUUUUUGGAAGAGGUCAUUCAUGACCCUGAGCUACUCACUCAAGAGCGUAAAGCUGCUGCUAACAUCAUUAGAACAUUAACUCAAGAAGACCCAGGAGACAAUCAGAUUACACUUGAGGAGGUUUUUCAGAUGGCAGAGGGACUAAAGGCAGAACCAUUUGAAAUCCACUCAGCAUUGGAGAUUGCAGAGCAGCUCACCCUCCUGGACCAUCUUAUUUUCAAGAGAAUCCCAUAUGAGGAGUUUUUUGGGCAAGGCUGGAUGAAAACAGAGAAAAAUGAAAGGACACCCUACAUAAUGAAGAACACCAAACAUUUCAAUGAUAUCAGCAACUUAAUAGCCUCUGAAAUUCUGAAGUCUGAAGAUAUCAACAUUCGGGUGGCUGUCAUUGAAAAGUGGGUAGCAGUAGCUGAUAUCUGUCGGUGUCUUCACGAUUAUAAUGCUGUUUUGGAGAUCACAUCAUCACUAAAUCGCAGUGCCAUCUUUCGACUAAAGAAAACAUGGUUGAAAGUGUCCAAGCAGACAAAGGCUCUGAUAGACAAACUACAAAAGCUUGUGUCUUCUGAAGGUAGAUUUAAGAACCUCAGAGAAGCUUUGAAAAACUGUGACCCUCCCUGCGUUCCUUAUCUUGGCAUGUACCUGACAGAUCUGGCCUUCAUUGAGGAGGGAACGCCUAACUACACAGAAGAUGGUCUAGUGAACUUCUCGAAAAUGAGAAUGAUUUCUCACAUUAUCAGGGAAAUCAGGCAGUUCCAGCAAACAGCAUAUAAAAUUGAUCAUCAACCGAAGACAACCUUGUACCUACUGGACGCAAGCACUGUUCUUGAUGAAGAGAGCCUGUAUGAAGCAUCACUGAGAAUCGAACCUAAACUGCCCACCUAAAUGGAAACAGCUCAGCCUGGUGGCAAGAAUUGUACAAACUCUGUAUCAUAUGUACAUAGAUUUUCAUUUGUAUUAGGAACCUAGGCACAUCCUUUUAGUGUGUGUGUUUCUGAAAGGAGCUGUGUAUCCUUGUUAGUAGAAGAUUUUAGAUGCCUAAUAAGAGUUUAUUUGUAUAGCUACUGAGGUCCAGGGGCAAUGCACUUGGAGGCUUACCUGUUAUUCACUUGUUGUUUUUGUUAUUCUGUAACCAGUUUCUUUGCUACAACACUCUAACCGGUAAGGACCCGCCAUGAGUGUGAGCGGCCAGGUCCUCAAAAAGUUACUAUUUUAUGAAGGGUUGAAGCAAAGACAUCAUUUCCCCUGGAGUGCAUGAGGAGUGGGGUUACACAUUCCCUCAAAUGUGUUAUUGUUUUGUGCUUAUAAAUGAUGUCUUAACUCCUAUCUCCCCAUAUUACUGUAUGAAUGCCACUGGGUAAAAGAGGUGUAUUUUAAUAAUGAUCAAUAAGAGAAGAUUUUAUUUCCAAAUUAUUUUUUAAACUCAUUCUUUAUAUAUUGAUUAAAUCCAGCACUUCCAAUGAGUUUCAAGAGGGGCCAAGAAUGAAGACAAGGUCUUCCGAAUUUCAUCAGGGAAAGAGGUUGUUGCUUAAAAUGAGGGCCAUGUCCAGCAGCAAGGGGCAGGUUAAGCAUAUUACACCCAUCUGAAAGCUUUUUGAAAGUUUUUUUGGAACACCACAAAAAAAAGAGUUUAGGCUUUGAAAAUAAUUCUUCAAAUGUGCACUUUCCCAUAUUUCAUUCCAGCUUAUUUUAAGUUCAUAUGGGGCCAGUCAUUUUACUGAUGUCUACGAUGGUGUCGGGGGAGUGUGGAAAGGGCUGUUCCAGCAGCAGUAGCAGCCAAAGACUAACCCAAAAAUCACAAAAACAAAACCAACACUGGUGAACAAAUGUCUAAAAAGGAAGUACACCAAGUGUCACAAGCUUUAAAUUAAGUGUAUGCACAUCAGGAUGCAUCUGAAUUAAAUUACCAGCCUCCGUGAUACUGAUGCUGUUUGAAGUGUUUAGAUAGUCAUGGAAGACACUUGAAGUAACUCAGUUAAAAAUAUCAAUUUUUCAAGCAUCUUUUUUCAAAUUCACUUCAUGCCACUCGGGUCAUGGGUGAACCAGGGCUUAAUCCAGCAGCAUUUACACAUCAGGAACUCAGACUAUAGGAUGCCAGUACAUUGCAGUACAUGAACAUAAAGUAAAUACAGCAUGCAGAGUAUGGUUUAUUGUAUGUAACAUAUAUAUAGUUUAGCCCUCUGUAGUGACAGUACCCAACAAAUGGGAAAAACAACACAAAUAAAUGACAAGUUUGGUAAUUCAUUGAUACUAAAGAAUUGUGUAUUAUGUGUAAUUGGUAGUCUGUUUGUCCUUAACAGUACCUAGCAAACAUGUUCAGCUCAAAAUCACUCUCAUAGUCACUGACAUUUACCUAGCUCUCACUUUGUCAUUUGGUAAAAAUCCUGUUAUCAAAGAAAAACACUAUAAACCAUCUCCAGACAUUUUGUUGAACACAGGUAAACAUUCAAUUUUGGCCCAUUAUUUUUGUUUGGCAAUGCAUUCUCUGUUUGUUUUUUAAAUAGUACAUAAAAUGUGAAGUGGAUCUUUGAAAUCCUGUUGAGAGUUAAGCUAAAAUGGAUUAUGUUAUAUUUAAAGUAACUCCUAAUUAUGUAGAUUAAAGGACCUCAAAACAUCUUAUGGACCGCAUCAAGAAUCCAGAAUAUCUUCUUGGUCUGUGGCAGUAUACUGCCAAGACCUCAUUCUUUUAAAAGUGUAGCCUGAAGACCUUCUCCUAAGACACAUUUUGUAACGUUUUCAGUGCCACAUCUAGCCCUUAUUACUGUAGCAUCCUAAUCAAAUGGCAAUACACUUGGCACAGGAGAUAAUUUGAUUUUCUGUUACUAUUCUCAGGCCAAAGUCCACCUGCCUAUAGAAAGUUUCUGGGUUUUUGCCUGAAAAAAGCAGAUCUAAAGAAUGUACAUAUAGCAUAAGCUGAUUAGAAUGUAACCAGGUUAGUGUGCAUGGUGAAACACAAACAGUUGAAAGGUUCAAAUCACAAGAGAAUAUCAAGGACCAAGUCACUAUUUUGAACCUUGUGGAGGUAAGAUUGUUAACUCUUCUAGAUAAUAACAGACAUUUAUGACUAUAAGUGCAGUUUUGAUUCUGUCUUAUCAGAUCUUACAUUUGGCAUGGCCAGUUUGGAACAGAACAUAGUUAAUCUUUUUAGGACUAUGGAUAUGUUUUUCAUAAAAGGGUACAUGCUAUCUCAUCUUACUGUGCUCUAUCACUGAUGUAAUAAAAAUAAAAUGCAUAGUUGUUUUGAUCACCUGAUGUAGCAAAUUAAAAGGAACCUCCAUAUAAAGAAAAGGCUAAGGCAAUAAUAAUGCUGUUUUGGGGAUCCAGUAAAGAAAAGCCUUUUUGUUACAUUGGCCUGCAUGAAUAUCUCUCUGAAUUUCUUAUGUGGUUAUUUUGUCUAGAUUAUAGUUUCUUGUCAUUUGGUGCCAAUGACUGCAGUUUAAAUAAAAAACAUUCCAAAAGUAAGAAAUGAGCACACCUCAAAGUGCCCUCUACAUCACAGACACCAAAGUAAUCUCGUCAGGUUUGUGGUCAGAUCAACAGUGUGACCCACAAAGAGACAGUCAGGAGAAUGGCUCACAAUAGGUCAGCUGUCAAAGUAAUCCUGAACAGAGGCAGUCAGUUCAUUGGUGCACUCACCAAAGCAGAGCCUCAAAGGGGCACACAGUUGCUCUUGCUCCUCAGUGAGGUGCUAAGCAAAACUAAUCCACUUACCAAAGUAACCUGUAGCUGGGUUUGGGGUGAGGCCUGGCAGUAAAACAAAUAGUCCUGGAGAGAAUGGAUGCUUUAAAAGACAGCCAAUAACUUGCUCUUCAACCAGAUGGUGGAACAUUUAGCCCUAACAAGGCAGUCACUAAAGUGGCCCUCAGAAGGAAGAAUACUUUAACAAAUAAAAAGCUUUUCUUUUUUUUAUUAUGGCACUUCUUAAGGAGCCGUCACAGAGGUGGUAUUGAGCCAUCACCCUAUUGUGACCAGGAGAAAAGGAAAGCUAGAGUGGCAUCAUGGGGAAACUAAUUUCUGUAUAAUCUGGGGGUGAAUUCAGUCAUGUCUAUAGUGGCAAUGAACCAAUUCACUUUCAUCUCUUAAAUUAUAAUAAGGGGUAUUUUUGUAAUGCAGACAGCACAAGAGUUUUUUUCUUAAUAAGAAAGGAGCAUCUUUGAAAGGACAAAGGAUAUAUUUUGUAGAAAUUGUUAACAAAUUCUCUGGAAGGAAUUCUCUGUGUAUAUUUUCUACAUGCAGCCUUAUCUCUUAUGUGUGACCGUGUAGGACCGCAUUUCAUCCCAAUAACAAGCUUACUUACCUAAAAAUGCUAAACAAUUUGUGAUAUUUAGUACCACAACUUAGAAGUAGACAAAACUUUCAAGUGUUUUACAUCUACUGUAAUCCUGUCUAUAAUAACUCAUUUAGCAGGAAUAUAGUAAUGUAGUGCUUAUUCUGUGAAUAUUUGUACGUAUUUUUACAAUGUACAGUAUAGAAACUCUACAAACUCUCAAGUGGCACGCAUGUUCCACUUUCAACAAGAAGUUAAGGAAAAAGAAAACUUUUGCUGUAAGCAAUACCCACUGGUAUGAGAAUUAUCUUUCAAUCCUGAAGUUUAUUUCCACUUACAGCUUGUUUGGAAAAAAAAAUUUCCAGUUUUGUAUAAAUAUGUAUGUUUCCUGAUUACCUCUUGCUAAUAAAUCUAUUCUAUCUCAGGGUGA
This is a messenger RNA of Polypterus senegalus (gray bichir), 8118 nucleotides long. It is a transcript of the gene rasgrf1, whose product is annotated as Ras protein specific guanine nucleotide releasing factor 1. Gene Ontology annotation, cellular component: plasma membrane. Lineage: Eukaryota; Metazoa; Chordata; Cladistia; Polypteriformes; Polypteridae. Gene Ontology annotation, molecular function: guanyl-nucleotide exchange factor activity; protein binding. Bases 545 to 4306 code for a protein of 1253 amino acids. The record is from RefSeq and is a predicted model, not a curated record. Gene Ontology annotation, biological process: Ras protein signal transduction; positive regulation of GTPase activity. The transcript is spliced from 27 exons.